AAUCUGUGAUGUUAGGUGUGCCAUUCAGAAAGUCCCAAAGGCUGCGAUUGACGUAGAUGUUCUCUUUCUUUGGUUCGGUUUAGUUUUUAUGUUGUUAACUCCCCUCAAAAACAAAUAAAUCCAAGCUGAAUUUGAAUAUAGAAACAUUGAAUCCUUCAGCCUUAUAUUGUAAAAUAAACACCUAAUCUUCAUAUGGGGGACAAAUACAGACACACACGCACAUAUAUAUAUAUACAUAUAUACGAUGACACACAAUUAUAGAAACUAAGAAAACACAGUCUCACACACACGGAUAUAAACACAUACAUGUAUGCGUGUGUGUGUGUGUGUUUGAACGCACCGACACAAUGACCAAUUGACAAUCUUCGUUAUCAAUAGUUUCCAUAUACCAGAAAGCAGACGGGGAAGUGAACGAAAGAAAGAACGGGUGACAGAGACAGAUAAAAGAAAAAAAAAAUAGAGAAAACAGAAGUCACAUGGAAUGGCACGGAUGUGACGGAAUAUGAACAAUAAUUGCUUAAUAAUAAUAAAAUUAUCUCGAAAUCGACAGCAAUCUGGUGUAAACAAAUGGUACAUUACGCCCAUAAUCUAAGAUAGGCAUUGUACUACAGUAAGAUUAACAGACAGACCGAGAUAGACGAAAAACCUAAAUUAUCUACCAACGAACGAUAACAAAACAUCGGGUAAAAAUUAUUGUCCGAUUUUAAUAUAAAACGAGAACCACAAGUUAAAAGCAAACUUAGUCGGUUCUUAACUUUUAAGACAUGAUGUUGUCACUGAAGAUAGAAAGUACCUUGCGUCAUUUGGCUUUAUUCUUCAUUUGCCUGCAAGUCUGUGAAGUAACUUGCACCGUUUCUUCGGUUGGGUGCAUGGAUCUCAAUAACAAACCGGUCGACUGGUUUAUUGCAUACAAACUUCCUCAUCACACAUCUGUCGUUGGAACUGAGUUCUAUUACAUGGAUGCCAAUGCGAAGUCUUGGAAAUAUUCACCACACAACAUCGAUUCCAAAAAACAACCAAUUUAUUACACGUUACGACCAAUAUAUGAAAAUUCAACGAAAGGGAGUUUCAUGUAUGUGAUGUACAAUGAUGAGAAACCGGACACACAUUCGGCCACUGAAUCAUACGGACAUACGAAAGGUGUGAUAGCAUUUGACAAGCAGUCUGGAUUCUGGUUAAUUCACAGUACACCAAAAUUCCCAGAUUAUAGACACUCUGGCUAUCAAUGGCCAGAUAAUGGUCACUACUUUGGUCAGACUUUCCUAUGUGUAACAUACCCUUAUAAAGAAAUGAAUAAAAUUGGAAAACAGCUGAAGUAUAACUAUCCCCAGAUAUACGACAAAAGCUUCCCACAAACAAUGGUAAUGGAUAACCCUGAUAUGGCUGCAGUGGUCUUGCACCGUUCCAAAGUCUCUUAUCCACCUUGGAAUCAUACUCAAGUUCUGACUUCUAAAGCUGGCAAAAAGUUCGUCAGUUUCGCUAAAUUUUCAAAGUUUGAUUUAGACCUUUACUCAUCUUGGUUGGCGCCAGCACUCGGUAGUAGUUUGCUGGUUGAGUCAUGGCAAAAUGGACGGGGCAAACUAUCUUCAUUCUGUCAUGGAAAAUAUCAGGUGUUUAAUGUCCGAUCUAUUGGGAUCCACACAUCAUCGUUUGCACAAACACGGGACCAUUCAAAAUGGGCCAUCACUGUAAAAGGGGCUUCUAAAUACAUCGUUUGUAUUGGAGACAUCAACAGACAGGAACAUCAAGAGGAACGAGCUGGCGGCACCGUUUGUUUCAAAGACUCAAGUGUUUGGAGAAGUUUCUACAAUGUUGUCAAAUCAUACGAAAAAUGCCCCAAAUUAAGUGUGUCCAGCUAAAACCAACUAUAGACGGAAGAUGAAAAAAGACAGGAAGGAUAUAU
Octopus bimaculoides (California two-spot octopus) is the source of this 1903-nucleotide messenger RNA. RefSeq names its product plancitoxin-1. Gene Ontology annotation, biological process: apoptotic DNA fragmentation. Lineage: Eukaryota; Metazoa; Mollusca; Cephalopoda; Octopoda; Octopodidae. Gene Ontology annotation, molecular function: deoxyribonuclease II activity. The record is from RefSeq and is a predicted model, not a curated record.